Messenger RNA from Mauremys mutica (yellowpond turtle), 1829 nucleotides. RefSeq names its product N-terminal asparagine amidase (gene NTAN1). Gene Ontology annotation, cellular component: nucleus. Gene Ontology annotation, biological process: ubiquitin-dependent protein catabolic process. Gene Ontology annotation, molecular function: protein-N-terminal asparagine amidohydrolase activity. The transcript is spliced from 10 exons. The coding region runs from base 117 to 1049 and encodes 310 amino acids. Lineage: Eukaryota; Metazoa; Chordata; Testudines; Geoemydidae. The record is from RefSeq and is a predicted model, not a curated record.
UCCGGACUACAUCUCCCAGAACCCCUUGCGAUGUCAGCCCGUGCAGCCUCCCCUCCCAGCUGGCUGCUAUCGGAAGUAGUCCGUCCAGCAGCCGCAGGAGCGGGCGCUUCCCAGAGAUGCCUCUGCUGAUUAACGGGGAUCGGAUCGAUCUGGCCCAGCCCCCGGCGGAGGUGAUCCGCACCUACCCGCAGCUGGAGGAGAAAGCAAGAGUUCUAAGAGGCCAACCUGCUCAAACAGUGGGACCCAAAGGACUUCUGUACAUCCAGCAAAGAGAGUUUGCAGUGACCACCCCUAAAGAUGGUUCCGUGUCCAUCCUUGGGUCUGAUGAUGCAACUACCUGCCACUUGGUGGUGCUCAGACACACAGGGAGUGGGGCUACCUGCUUGACCCACUGUGAUGGAUCCAACACGCGAGCCGAGGUGUCGCUGAUUAUGAGUGCAGUCAAAUCUUUCUCUAAUGACACAGAAUGCGGAAGGCUGGAAGUUCACCUAGUUGGAGGUUUCAAUGAUGAUAGGCAGUUAUCACAAAAACUUACUAAUCAGCUUCUUAGAACAUUUGAUCUCCAGCAAGAUGAUGUCCAUUUAGUGACUUUCUGUGUGACAGAAUUAAAUGAUAGGGAGGAAAAGGACAAUCAUUUUCCAAUCAUUUAUGGAAUAGCUGUGAAUGUUAAAACAGCAGAGAUUUUCCAUGCAACUUUUCCAGAUAAGGGACCAGAUGAGGAUUUGCGUUCAGCUCGCAUGUUAACAGGAGCACCAAUGACUAAUAUUUAUGAUGCAAAGACAGAGCAACUCCACAUUGGACCUUACUUCUGGAUGCCUUUCCCACACGUGGACUUGUGGUUGGAGCAGGAUGAUAAACAGAUAUUACAGAAUCUUUCCACGUCGCCUCUGGCUGAACCACCGCACUUUGUUUCCCACCUUAGAUCCACGUUGCUAUUUUUAAAAGAGCAUCCCUUUCCCGCUGCCUCCCUGUUCCCUAACAGGAAACCUCGACUUUAUAAAAAGACCGAAGAAGGUUUAUGGGAGCGAGUCUGUUUUGAAAGGAUUUAAUGUUGAGGCAAAUACUGGAGGACAUGCUUUGGGAAAGCUCUGCCUCGCCAAAAGUGUGGCCAUUUUGCUGCAAAGAGCAUCUUUCUGAAUCCAUGUUGGUCAAAUCCCCUGAGCUCAGACUAGCCUUGUUUAAUGCUUUUCAAAGUAAUAUUUUGGCAGGGGUGCAUUUGUUUGCACUGUUACGUAAGUCAGUAUUUUUUUUUUCAGGUGGUCCUUAAAAUUGUGCCCUUCCCCCCCAUUUUUACUUUUGGUGCUAAUCUGUUGUAUAUUAAGGCCUUCUGCAAAAUCUAUCUAGAGAGAGAUUUAAUAUGCACUUGCCCUUUCAAGAGUGCUUCUUUGAGCUGGGACUAGGUGUCCCUUUAAAUAGAAUUUAAAGUAUAACAUGUAUACAAACUUAUUCCCUGGUAAAUGGGCGUUUAAAAGAAAUCUCUCUCUCAAAAAAAAAUCCAACCAUUAAAGUCCUUGAAUGAAUAAAUAAAAAAUGUUUUGGUGAUAUAGAUGAGAUUUUUCACUAGUUGGCCAGGGGUUUUUCUACACUGAAAGAUAUAAUCAUUAACCCUGCAGGAAUGAUGUCCGAGCAUAAGCCUUGAAAGCACAUUUGUUAAACAGUGCCAUUUUACCACUGCUGUUGGAGUAAUAGUGUAUAAUUCAGUACAGCGCUCCAAUACUAAAAAUGUCUAGAAUAAUAAAUCUUUAUAUUUACUAAUAAAUAAACUGGAGAUGUCACUAAAGUUUGUCACUGGGCAUCAUCUUUUAAAAUAAACAUUAAACUCAACUUUU